UCAUCCUUCCUUGUUGACCCAUCAGAAAACUUUCGAUUAUUUACAAACACCGCCCAAAGAAAAAGAAAACACAAAAAUGGAUUCAUUCAUGAAAGGAAUCAAAAACGUCGCCGCCACCGCCGGCGGUGGAGACAAGAAAGAAACGAACCCAGAUCAGCCGUCAAACAGUGAGCUUUUGUCAAGUGCAAAACAAGUAGCUGAAGCAGCAAAACUCGCCACCAGUAACCAAUCUGACAAAAUUGACAAACCAAAAGUUGCCGGCGCCGCCGCCGACAUUCUUGAUGCCGCGAAAGAGUACGGCAAGUUUGAUGAGACACAAGGUGUUGGACAGUAUUUGAAACAAGCUGAUGAUUAUCUUCAUCAGUAUGAGAAGGGGUCUGGUGGCACCGCUGCUGCGCCACCGCCUGUGAAGGAGGGAGAAGGUGCUCCGCCGGCGCCGGUGGAGGAGAAGAAGCCGGAAAAAGAAGAAUCUGGAAGUGGGUUUGGAGCUCAGGAUGCUUUGAAGGCUGCCGGAAGCUUUUUUAAGUAAAAGUGUUUUAUGGGUUGUAUAUUUUUAUGUAAAUGAUGAAAUUAAGCAAAACAAGUUAUUAUUGAUGUGUUUUGCAGUGUCAGUUGUACCUUGUUUUUUACUUGUUGUACGUUGUGUGUUUCUCUAAUGUAAUAAUAAUUGUGUGAUUUUCAUUAUCUGACUAAUUUUCACCGUGUUUGUGUCAUGACACAGUUAAUUCAAGUUUUAUUUUCUUAAAA
Erigeron canadensis is the source of this 747-nucleotide messenger RNA. RefSeq names its product nodulin-related protein 1-like. Gene Ontology annotation, biological process: response to heat; regulation of abscisic acid biosynthetic process. Lineage: Eukaryota; Viridiplantae; Streptophyta; Magnoliopsida; Asterales; Asteraceae. The coding region runs from base 77 to 529 and encodes 150 amino acids. The record is from RefSeq and is a predicted model, not a curated record. The transcript has a single exon.